GGGGGGUAUUUCCAGAGGCAGCACUCAGGGUGCUCAUUACCGAUCGGGGUGCCGACAGCGGAGCCAUGGCCGAGGAGCAGCGGGACCUCAUCUCCGACCGCGGCAGCGGUGUGGUCAAUGUUGGGGACACCCGGAGGUCUGUGCUGGGCCGCAAAGUCGCCUUCUCCACUCUCUCCAUCUUGGUGGCCCUGCUGAUCGCCGGCCAGGCUGUCACGGUCUACUUCGUCUACCAGCAAAGCGGGCAGAUCAGCAAGCUGACCAAGACCUCCCAGACCCUGCAGCUGGAGGCACUGCAGAGGAAGCUGCCUGCCAGUGCCAAGCCGGUGAGCAGGAUGAAGAUGGCCAUGGUGAACACUCCCCUGGCCAUGAGGGUCAUGCCGCUUGCCCCCUCUGUGACCAACAUGGACAUGCCCCCCGCCAGCAACAAAACCGAGGACCAAGUGAAGCACCUGCUGCUGCAAGCAGACCCCAGGAAGAUGUUCCCGGAGCUGAAGAACAACCUGAUGGACAACCUGAAGAGCCUGAAGGACACCAUGACUGACGCGGACUGGAAGUCCUUUGAAUCCUGGAUGCACAAGUGGCUGCUGUUUGAAAUGGCCAAGAACCCCAAGACAGAGGACCGUAAGGCGAUCCCGGCGGAGAAAGUGCAAACUAAGUGCCAGCUGGAGGCCAAUUUGGGGGGUGUCCAGCCAGGCCACUACCACCCACAGUGCGAUGAGAACGGCGACUACCUGCCCAAGCAGUGCAAUGCCUCCACGGGCUACUGCUGGUGCUCCUACAAAAAUGGCACCAGGAUUGAGGGCACUGCUACUCGGGAAAAGCUGGAUUGCCCUGGCACUGCUGCCACAGUAGAGCCGGAGGAGAUGAUCUUCUCCGGGGUGGACAUGCUGAAGCUGGGUGCUGAGAAAGGCGAGUAGAAGAGGAUACCGGCGGAUGCCUGUCCUGUCUUCAGCAUCCCAGCUCAACAUGGUGGUUUUUUGUUUUGGUUUUUUUCUCUCUAUUUCAAUUCUGCUCUUAUAUUGCUUUUCCAAGGUGAUUAACAGUGGGCACCCCUGUGUGUCCCUGUCCCUUGAGGCAACAACUGCGACCCUUCCCCUGCUGCAAGGCACCAGACAGGGCUGAGCUGCCACCAGGAUCAGUGAUAGAGGCAAAGUGUUCCCUCAGAGCAGGGGUAAAGUAGGCUGGAAAAUUACUUCAGUGAUGUCAGAUCCAUAAAUCCUGUUCGCUUCUGCUCAUCAGCAUCCCACAGCAGCCAGGCAGCGGCAGAGCUCACCCCUGCAGAAUGAGCCAUUAAUGCUUUCUUACACUGAAUGAAUGAACAUUAAAAGCAGCAAAACAACCUCCACCAGCUUCUUAACUAAACCCCAUAGGUUGAAGCCCUGUUAGAUUACUAGAGGAGAGGGUUUUUAUUCUGAAGUGUUCAGUGUUGUAUAGACAUUCACCUUCAGCUUUUGCCUUCAGGCUGGAGAACAGCCACAGCAGUGGGUAACAGUGGGCAGAGGAGCUGACCCUGGAGUCACAGGAGGCUUCUAAUUUUUCUGAAUAGAUCUGUUAGUUUCUUUAUAAAUGAUCUCACAAGCUAAUUAUUUCAAAUAAACUUUUGAAUAAGAAAGCCUUGUAAGCAACUCUAGCAGGGUAGUGCUUGCACACAGUUUGCAGCUGUCCUAGGUUAAAAAUAAAUUAAGCUUAAGAAGGGAAAAUGAAAAAAA
Tyto alba (common barn owl) is the source of this 1709-nucleotide messenger RNA. RefSeq names its product CD74 molecule (gene CD74). The record is from RefSeq and is a predicted model, not a curated record. Gene Ontology annotation, molecular function: macrophage migration inhibitory factor binding; MHC class II protein binding; cytokine receptor activity. Gene Ontology annotation, cellular component: membrane; cytoplasm; cell surface. Lineage: Eukaryota; Metazoa; Chordata; Aves; Strigiformes; Tytonidae. Gene Ontology annotation, biological process: protein trimerization; positive regulation of cytokine-mediated signaling pathway; negative regulation of intrinsic apoptotic signaling pathway in response to DNA damage by p53 class mediator. The transcript is spliced from 9 exons. Bases 66 to 917 code for a protein of 283 amino acids.